Molecule: messenger RNA, 7040 nt
Organism: Drosophila grimshawi
Lineage: Eukaryota; Metazoa; Arthropoda; Insecta; Diptera; Drosophilidae
Exons: 18
Coding region: 610-5661 (1683 amino acids)
Molecular function (GO): protein binding
Source: RefSeq, a predicted model, not a curated record
UAAUCGUGCAACAAAUAAAGAAACGAGACCAAGCCAAAUAAAUUAACAAUCUCAAAAGGCAGAAAAUACGCAACGACAGUGGAGCAAACAAAAAUAAAAUAUAAUAUUAUCCGUAAAGAGCAAACUUUAGCACAACAUCGCGAUGCACAGGACGCAACUGGCAGCGGCGUCGAGCUGGUGGCAAGCGAUGCUAACACCCUGUUCCUGGGUCCCUUCCUGCCAUGCUUGCCAGUUGCGAAUGGAUUGAGGCAAGCACAUCUGCACAACCACAAUACACACAGACACACAAAAAUACACGCAUGCAUUUGCACAGAAACAGAUACAGAUACUGAUACAUAUAUGUAGCUAUAUGCUGGAUAGAAAUGUGCAGUCAAAGAUAGAUUGUGCUCCAAUGAAAGAUAUUCGUGACUUGAUGUUGAACAUGUGCCAAGGCUUUGCUGCUGCCGCUGCUACUGCGAGAGUGACGCUCCCGUUUGAUUUUGGCCAAGUCUAAUAAAUAUCACAGCGAAAACAAUAAAUUAAGCCAAAAGAUUUUUCAACAACAUUCAAACGCUCAUCGCCUUUUGGCUCGUCAGCCAACCAGUAAGUUGCCUGUAGCAUUUUGUAAAAAUGGCCGCUCCAAUCGAUGAGAGCAUCCUUAAUGCUCUGCGGGGCGUGACCAGCGCCCACACGCGCCUCCCAAAGCCGCUACUUAUCAAAAUCUAUGUGGCUAGCCUGAAGCAGGAGUUCAAUCAGGAGCGCCGCAUGCUCCUCGAGCUGGUCGGACCAGAGCUACAAAUGCUCUACGAUGAUCGACAAAUUGAGCUGGAAAUUGUUGAUAUGCACUUUGGUACGGGCGUUUUGGAUGUGACGCUGCUGGAGCGUGAUCCUUAUAUGCUACAGGACUUUCUACACGAGAUUGACACCUGCCAUGCGCACUCAAAGAGCGUCUUCUUUUUGGCAUUAAUUGGCGAUGGAAUUGGGCGUCCCCCGCUACCCACACACAUUGAUGAGGACAUCUACGCAGCCCUGCUGGCCGAGCGGCCAACUUUGACGACCAAUGAGGUGGAGCUGGUUGAGCGUUGGUAUGACAAGGCCGAGCAUGAAACACAGCGUGUGCUCAAACCGGACUAUCGCUCGCUGCCCUCUGAAGAGUGGCUGACAGAAUCACGUCUGUUGAGUCAGACGCUGGAGAAAUCGUUGCAAUAUCUGGUUGCAACAACGGAUGCGGAACUAAUGCGACGCGUACAGCUGCUGCGACGUACACAAAUCGAGCUGGAAGUGCAGCGUGCAAUGGCACACUCCAGUGAGAAGAUACUGGCCGUGUUCCGGGAGCGCGCUGCCCAAAGCAGCGGACGCGACGUGGAGGCCAGCGAGCGGUUGCGCAAAAUCAAAGAUGAGCUGACCAUGAACCUAUCAACAGAUAAUCACACGACACUCGUUGUGCCUGGGAGCGCCAGCAGCGAGUCCAUUGAUCCGGACAACGAGGACCACGAGGCGUAUUUAAGUAAAUUCAAGAACAAAGUCACCGACAAGCUGCGUCUGCUAAUCGAGGCGCAUAUUACAAAUGAUCCCGAUGUAAUCAAGGGGAGGAAAAAGACUGUGCAGGAAAUCUUUCACGAACAUGCCACACAUUUGCGGAUAAUGCGCGAGCAUUCGGAGCGUGUGGUGCUUUUGAAGUCGCAGGUGCCACAGCAGUUGCGUCAGAAUCUAAUGACCAAUUUUAAGAAUGGUAGCCGGCAUGCACCGUACUUUAUCCGUGGUGCACAUGGGAGUGGCAAGAGUGCGCUGAUUAGCACUCUGUAUGGCCAGGUGGCAAGUUGGUUCACCUCGACGCGUGUGCAUCGUGUGAUACGCUUUGCGAAGGCCUCGCCGCGUUCCGCGUACAAUUUGGAACUGUUGCGUGUGAUUUGCCAACAGAUUUCGAUAAUAUUCAAUAUACCCGAGGGCUAUUUGCCUAAGGAUGCAUCGUUCGAUCCGCUUUACAUCAGCAAUUGGUUUCAGAAUCUUUUGCGCCGAAUCGAGGAUAUGAACAAUGAUGUUUUGUUUCUCUUCAUCGAUGAUCUGCAUCUGCUAAAUCCGCUGGACUGCGAUAUUGUCGCUGCACUCUCCUGGCUGCCCACCUCACUGCCAUGGAACGUGCAAAUCAUUUGCAGCUCCACAACACCCAUGGAGCAGCUCAAGUUUACGCCCAUGCAGCGGGACAGAUUCAAGUCCACAGAGUAUCAGUUUGUGUUGAGUCUGGAGGCAAAUGCAACGCACUUGCAGCGACCAUGCGCCGAUAAUGUAAGCUUCGAAGCCUACGUGGAGCAGCAAUUCGAUGAGCUGGAACAGCACUAUGGUAGACAGGCAGUGGCCAGUUUGGCUGCGUACAUCUCCUGCUCUGAGUAUGGCCUGACCGAGACGGAGCUACUAGAGCUGCUUAUGCCCACUGAUGAUCCGGAGUCGCAAAUUGACACGCACAACGGACACUUCAGUUUCGCCAGCUUCAAGAAGAUACACAAACAAAUGGAUAAUCGACUGCUGCUGCACGACAAAAUUAUGUCCGGCAAGGUGCUGAUUCAGUGGCGCCACAACUACUGUGCAACGGUGGCCAACGCUCGCUAUAUGGAUGUGGAACGCAAACGUUGUGUGCACAUGGAGCUGGCUAAUUUGUUCUUUCCGCAGGACGACGAUGAGAGCACUCUGGAGAACGAUUCGACCAGAAGUGAUACAAAGUCUGUAAUCAGUCUGAAGGAACGCGAACCGCACAAGGACAAGGAACGUGAAAAGGAUAACGUUUCGGCUGGGCGUAAAUCAUCGUCGACGCACCACAACGAUGACACGUCCACCUUCUACAAUCCAAUUGCCGCCGAUGUGUCCUACAGUAUGCGGCACGUUGAGGAGAGCUGGCAUCAUCUCAUGCGAUCCGAUGACACGACUCGCUUCAAGCAAAUCGCUGUUUGCAAUUUUGAUUUUCUACUCGCAGCGGUGCAAACGGUAUCGAUUAGCUACCUGCGCUGCCUAAUCGAGCACGUUCGCUGCUUAAUACUGGAUCGUGACAUUGAGCUCAUCUAUUAUACGAUACGCAAGUCAAGUGAUGUCCUCACCCGGGAUCCCAUGCAGCUAGGCUCACAGCUAAUCUCUUGGUUGCGUCCGAUUGGGGAGCACGACGACGAUGACAACUCGCUGCUGAGCAUGACUGUCAGAUCGGCGACUGCCUGGUGUGAUGGCUAUGCAGUGCCAUUGCUGGUGCCUCUCACUGGCUGGCUGCCUGCCCCGCUGCCGUCGCAGAUCCGCAAUAUGACAGUGUCGGGAACUGGGGUUAUACGAGCCGUUUGUUUGGCACCAUCGAGGCAGCAUCUGAUACUGGCCACUAACUCGGGCGAUGUGCAGCAGUGGCACAUCAUGAGCAACUCGCUGGAGCACACAUUUAAGGGUCACACUGCGGCAGUCACGUGCCUGUUGGUGGCGCCACAGCAGUCGCAGCUGCUGCUGACCGGUUCCGAAGAUACUAGCGUGCUUGUGUGGCACGUGGCGCUGCGCGAGAGACGAGCGCACAUUAACGCCCAUACGGGUUCUAUUACAGGCGUGGCGGCUGGCGUCAAUAACACCCUGAUCAUUAGCAGCAGCGAGGAUGCAACAAUUGCCAUUACGGACCUAGCCAGCGGCAAAUUGAUACAUCGCAUUAGCUUCCAUCGUGGCCCGGUGAGUGGAAUUAUAGUUGCUGGCGCCUGCGAUGUCCUCAUCUCGGCCAGCCAUGACAAGAACAUUUGCGUUUGGGAUCUGGAAAACUAUUCGCUCCUGAAUACCAUGCAAAUGACGAGUCCUGUGCUACGCAUCGAUAUUUCAUGGAAUUCGGUAUUCCUGCUGGCGCUCUGCGAGGAUAAUGCGCUCUAUGUGCGAACAUUGGCCACCGGCAAGGAGCUGCACACUCUCAAGGGACACAAGUCGCGGAUACGUACCAUCUCCAUUGGCAAGGACAGUCAGCGCUGUGUGGUCGGCUGCGAAGAUACACGGGCUCUCAUCUAUGACAUGCACUCCGGUAAACUGGUGCGCUCGAUGCCCCCGAAUCCGGGACCCGUUACGGCCGUUUAUGCCAUGGAGAAUGAUGAUUUUCUUAUAACGGUGGGCGGAAAUAAGAUAACAUUCUACUCGUUUCGUAACGAGGAGCUGUAUGUGAAUCCCUAUUCGAAGCAUCCGCGACGCAAGCGGAGUCUCAAGCGGCAUACUCAAGCGCAACGUUCCCCAUCCACAACGCUGCCGCCGAUCACUUGCUUUGAUCUGUCGCGUGAUUCACAGCAGCUGGCGAUUGCCUCUGGGCGCAAUGUGCACAUGAUGCGCAUCAAUACGCCGGAGUACCAGAGCACCCUGGAGGGGCACAGUUGUGUCGUCAAUUGUUUGAAGUUUGCGCCGAAUGGCGAGUUUCUUGCCACCGGUGGGGAGGAUCGUGUAGUGCAGGUAUGGAACUUGGCUCUGGGUGAGAUAAAUCAUACGUUUAAGGGACAUACAGCGCCGGUGAUGCAACUGGUGGUACUCAUGGAUUCGUUGCGCGUCAUCUCUACGGAUCGCGAAUCCAAUAUGCUCGUGUGGAUGGCCGACUCGGGCAAUGUGCUGCAAACCAUUCAAGGUCCCUACAAGAGUCUCGCUGCUACCAAUAACAUGCGCUUUGCCAUCUCCACCAAUGGCGACAAUACGCUCAAGAUUUGGUCCCUAACGCAGGAGGAUGAAAAGUAUUCCGUCUCGCAUUCGGAUGAGAUUACCUGCUUUGAGAUCAGCGCGGACAGCAUGCAUAUUAUAACGGGUUCCCGGGAUAUGUCACUCAAGGUCUGGCAAUCGAUGGGCGGCAAACUGAGCCAGGUACUUGUCGGUCAUAGUGAUGCUGUCACCUGUGUCACCGUCUCCGUGACCAAUAAAACGCAAGUCAUUUCGGGCUCAAAGGACAUGAAUUUAAUUAUUUGGGAUCUGCUCACCGGCGAGGAAGUGCACACACUUGCUGGCCAUUUGGGCGCAGUGAUUGGCGUUCAAGUGGCAGCAGAUGGCUCCACCGCUGUUUCUGGCAGCGAUGACAAGACGUUGAUUGUAUGGGAAACGAAGCGUGGAUUGGCGCUGACCUCUCUGCAGAUGCAUGUGCCUUUCACGCACUUUGAUAUCAGCCUGGAAGUGUCGCGUGUGCUCGUCCAGCUGGUGGACAGCUACAAUUUGCCCGUAAUCUGUUUGCAUAAUACGCCGGCGCAGUAUGUCAAGCUGCCCACUUAUUCUGGCCCCAGCAAGGAUGUGGAAGAUUUGCGUCCACAGGGACCAAAGCGGCAGAUGAAGCGGCUGCUCAAGAAGGAGGUCUCAUUGGACACUUACACCUGGCAGAAGAAAUAUGGACAUUUGACGUCCUCGGUGAUGAUGGCCCAGGUCGAUGAGCGCUUGAAGCGACGUUUUAGCGUCUCAGCCAGCAUGGAGGAGAUUUCGAAGAUUGCUGAAACCAAAACGGGCAGCUCACAGGCCAAUCUGGGACCGGAGCAGGCGGCUCUGGCUCAAUCCCAGCACUUUGAUCAACUGGAGGCGUUGUGGAACAAGCGUUCGCCACCUCGGCGACGUCACAAUGCGGGUCUGUCGCGACAGACGUCGCUGGUGGAGGACCGAUUGGAGUCCUCCGAUGACGAUGAGUAUCAGGAUGAGCGUGCAGACGAUUUCGACGAGUUCUUUUAGGCUCACAAAAACUGAUCUAAGCGGUGUUUUAGUUAUUCAUACAAUUAUAAUCCGCAUUACCUUCCAAAGAUACAAGCAUACCUCACUGCAAGUGCUGAAAUAUUUUGUAGAGCUCUACAUAAUAUGUAAUAAUCAUUUAUAAACCAUAUAUAAUAAGGUUGCAUAAGGCAAAUAAAUAAAUAACAACACAAAUUAUAAGCAACAACCACAAACCAAAAAUAUAUCUUAGAUUGUAAUUAGUUGUUGGCCACGCCGUCCUCACAAGUGGAAUAUAUUGCAAGCUUUGGAUUAGCUCAAGUAAGUAGUUACUAGCUACGUAUAUAACGCAUAUCUAUCUGCGUAUCUACAUACACUAUACCCACUACAGCCUAUCUAUAGAACUAUACAACUACGUAGCUUAGUUUUACACAAUGCUUCUGCAAUCUGAUUUGCCUGGAAAUGGAAUUGUAUGCAAUUCCAUACACACUUUUUCACCUGCAACUAAUUUUUUACUUAUACUAAUAAUCAAUCAGUUUCUAUUAGUUAGUUAUACUCAAUUGUAGUACUGAUCAAAAAUUAUUAAAAAUUCUUGUUAAGCAUAGCAAAAAGUUCAUUAAUUUCUUAGAUAUUUUUCCAAAAUUUCUAAAACAUAACACAAGCUAUACUUAAUAACAUUUCUAUUCCCAUGCACGCUUGCCAGAUCAUUUCGCUUCAGGAGGAGGAGGAUACCACAAAGGAUAAUCUGUAAUUGCACUCCGGCAACAUAAUUGUUAAUUAUACUAUAUGAUAAGUUAGUGUUUUAAAUGGUAAGCAAUAAUUGAGCAACUGACAUCAAUUUACACUAUCGCCACUCCCCUCAAGUGAUCUAUUAUACAUUUCUUAGCGUACUUUCUAUUGCAAAGUAAAGUGAAAAUGAAUUGAGCUUAGGUUUGUUUAGAAUAGCGCACAUAUAGCGUAUACUCGAGUAAAACUCAAACAUUCGUUUUGAAGUAAGUGUUAAAAAUAUUUAUUUUCACACUCCUCCACAUGUAGCCUGUAGUCUCUAAAAGCAAAAACCACCGUCUCAGACUUUGUAGAACUUAGCAUAUUAAGCGAGCCGUUUUGACAUUUUAAUGUUGUAGAGUGUUUUAUGUACUUACACAUAAAAAAUAACUAGACCUAUAUGUUGUUAUUAAUAUAUAUGUAUAGAGUGUAGUGAUUUUCGAUCAAAACAAAUGUGCAACCACAAAACAUUAAGGGGUUAAAAGCGUAACUAUGCUUAACAAACAAACAAAACGAAAGACACAAAGCAAAAACUUGUACUUGUCACAAAAAUGCCACAAAUGCUGAAUAGUAGCAAAAUUAAGGGUAUAAAACAAAAAUAAUUUAACUUUAAAGAGAACAUUUUACUCAACAAAAAU